AUGGUCGCGCAAGCUCUCACCAUCCGCAACCUGACCUCCACCCCCAUCGAGCUCAAGCUGGUGGAACGCUUCCGCCCGCAGGAGAAGAAAGAUAGCAUCGAGGGCUUUGGAGCCUUGGCCAAAAACUUGACGCGCAUGGUUACAAACGUGACUCGCUCUAGUAACACCGCCGAACCCCUUGCCCAUGAUGCGAAGCCCUUUGCCCACCAGGACGUGAAUGUGCAUGUCAACCCGUUCGCUACCACCAAGACAGAAAUCAAAACCUUUGAGAAUGACGACAAGGAGCGUCUGCGCCUGGUCUUCGAGGUGCAGGGCGAGCGACACCAAAUCACCACCCCUGUCCCCACCGUCGAGUCGGCUGAGAUGAAGCCGCUUUCGGACAAUCCGCGCCAUAAAUUGACCGGCGUGUUUAUCACGCAAGAGUCUCACCUGGCCAUCUUCUCCUCGGCCAACUUGCAGGCGUGGAUGCGCGAGCUGAAAGACGAGAUUCCGCUGUCGGCUCUCUCCAUCCCGGGCACUCACAACUCGGCCACCUGCCACGUCGCUCCCCCAUCGGUUCGUUGCCAGUCCGUGAGCCCCAAGGAGCAGCUGGAGAAUGGAGUGCGCUUCUUCGAUGUUCGCCUGCAGCCUCAGUACCCCGAUGACGCGUCCAAGGAGGACCUUAUCAUCGUCCACGGCGCCUUCCCCAUCUCCCUGUCUGGCAACAAAUACUUCAGGGAGCUGAUUCGCGACGUGGAAGACUUUCUCGAUCGCAACCCCUCUGAAACCCUGAUCAUCUCACUGAAGAGAGAAGGGACUGGAAACGCCACCGAUGAGCAGCUCAGUCGCACUAUCCGCGAUCACUAUGCCAAACCAGGCAGCCGCUGGUUCACAGAGCCCAGAGUCCCCAAGCUCGGCGAGGUCCGCGGUAAAAUCAUCCUCGUCCGACGAUACAACAUUGGGGAGCACCUGAAAAAGGCUCACGAAGGACGAGGCUUUGGUAUUGACGGCGGCGGAUGGGCGGACAACACCCCCAAUGCCAACUGCCCCAGCGGAUUGCUUUGCAUCCAGGACUUCUACGACGUUCUCGAAACCAAAAACAUCGACAAGAAAAUCCAGUAUGUCAGUGAGCACAUCUCGCGUGCGGGUGCAGUUCGAUACCCCUUUGGAGGCGAUCCGAACCAGAAGCAUCCGUUCUUCAUCAACUUCCUCAGCGCCAGCAACUUCUGGGGCACUGACACAUGGCCCGAGAAGAUUGCUGCGAAGCUGAACCCGGCUAUAACCAAGCACAUUUGCUUGCAACACUGCAACCACCCGGAUGGGGACUGGGGUACUGGGGUUCUUAUCACCGACUGGGUUGGUCUGGACGGGGACUAUGAUUUGUGGCGGUGUAUUGUGGGCAUGAACGCAAAGCUGAAGUUGCGAAACAAUUAA
Messenger RNA from Talaromyces rugulosus, 1413 nucleotides. RefSeq lists its product as uncharacterized. The transcript has a single exon. The record is from RefSeq and is a predicted model, not a curated record. NCBI's taxonomy places the organism in Eukaryota, Fungi, Ascomycota, Eurotiomycetes, Eurotiales, Trichocomaceae. Gene Ontology annotation, biological process: lipid metabolic process. Gene Ontology annotation, molecular function: phosphoric diester hydrolase activity. The coding region runs from base 1 to 1413 and encodes 470 amino acids.